ACUCUAUAUCUUCUUGCAAUACAAUCAAUUCCGAAUAUUGCAGGUUUAACGCGGUUGAUUUAUUCGUUUUUAUUGGUUUAGAAUCGCUUGGAAUUACGGCAAUUCUCGGCAAUAUUUCAUUAAUUAUCGUUUUUGUCAAAAACAAUUAUAUCAAUAAAGCCAGUUUUAUUUUAAUCUUAAGUUUAUCAGUCGCUGAUUUAUUGCAUGGUGUCGUUACAACGUUUUAUUUCUAUCCACCAAUUAUUUUCAAGAGGCAUCAAUUUUCGUCAUUUAUUAUGCGAAUUUUUAAUAUCGUCGACUGGGUAGCGUGGUCAAUCACGCUCACACAUAUGAGUGCCAUAUGCAUUGACCGUUUAUUCGCUGUAACGAUGUAUGGACAAUAUGCAACAUUGAUCACUGCAAAACGGGUUCAAAUUUAUAGUAUAAUGUGUUGGUUGAUAUUUUCGUCGAUCAAUUUAGUAUUCUUUAUUUUUAAUUUUUGUUGUAUAAUUGCGCCUUUAAAAGAACACGAUUACUACAGUUUUGGCUAUCUAAAUGGUAACGGUUACAAUAUUUAUAUUCUAAUUUAUUCACCAAUUGAGGCUAUAACCAUUUUUAUAUUGGCUAUAACAAAUCCAAUUACCCUUAUACAAAUUUAUAAGCGAUGGAAAAGAAGGCUGGCAUUGCACAAUGACAUACCUUCCUUUCUUUUAUAUGAUUUGUCAAAUGAAGAGGAGCAAAUUUUAAAUAUUAAUCGAAAUUCUUUCUGGACCUAUAUCAAAAGAAAAUUUUCAAAUCCACGUAAACAAUUAAUUCUCGCAAGUGCGAUGUUAAUUGAAAUGUCAAUAAAAAUGGGAAGUCAGUUCAUAACAACUCAAAAUAUUAAGGAAUUUACGAUAAGAAAAAAAAUAAAUCGCCAACAGCAACGAGUUAUGAUGCAGGUUUAG
Dracunculus medinensis (Guinea worm) is the source of this 926-nucleotide messenger RNA. The record is from the annotation of a GenBank genome assembly. NCBI's taxonomy places the organism in Eukaryota, Metazoa, Nematoda, Chromadorea, Rhabditida, Dracunculidae.